AUGUCUACUAUUGCACCCACCGUCGCGAGGCAGGCCCUGCGCAUUGCCUCUCGUCGAUACCCUUCGUCUGCGUUUUCUCGUGUUUCUAGCAUCCGCCGGCACUAUGUCUCAGAGUCCAAGCCGGCACAGGCUACCGUCUCAAACGCCUCUCCUCUUGAGUCCGCCAUCAAGAAGGAGCAGCGCAGUUUCCUCAAGGAGACGGGAGAAAGAGCAGAGGAUGCAACCAUGCCAACAACAGGCAUGGGCGCUGAUGCCAUGAUGAGUCCUUCUGCUGGCAUUCUCAAGCAGGCAACCGUCAUGGAUCAGGGCUCACGGCCCAUCUACCUAGACAUGCAAGCCACAACCCCCAUGGACCCGCGCGUAGUAGACAAGAUGAUGCCCUACAUGACCGGCAUGUACGGUAACCCCCAUUCGCGAACCCACGCGUAUGGGUGGGAGACCGACAAAGCCGUAGAGGACGCCCGCGCCAACAUUGCCAACCUCAUCGGCGCAGACCCAAAGGAGAUCAUUUUCACCAGCGGGGCUACUGAGAGUAACAACAUGAGUAUCAAGGGUGUUGCUCGCUUUUUUGGGCGAAGCGGCAAGAAGAAGCACAUCAUCACAGCACAGACAGAGCACAAGUGUGUGCUUGACAGCUGUAGACAUUUGCAAGAUGAAGGCUUCUCCGUUACUUACCUGCCAGUAGGAAACAACGGUCUCAUCGACAUGGCCCAGCUCGAGGCCGCGAUCCGUCCCGAUACCGCCAUUGUCAGCAUCAUGACCGUCAACAACGAGAUUGGUGUUGUACAACCUGUCGAGGAGAUUGGAAAGCUCUGCCGAUCGAAGAAGGUCUUCUUCCACACCGAUGCGGCGCAAGCUGUCGGCAAGAUCCCCCUUGACGUCAACAAGAUGAAUGUCGACUUGAUGUCGAUAUCAGGCCACAAGAUCUACGGACCCAAAGGCAUUGGCGCGUGCUAUGUACGAAGAAGGCCUAGGGUCAGGCUCGACCCCAUCAUCAGUGGCGGUGGUCAAGAGCGAGGACUGCGAAGUGGAACAAUCGCACCUCCUCUUGUCAUCGGCAUGGGCGAAGCCGCACGGAUUUGCAACGAAGAGAUGGAGUACGACACCAAGCGCAUUUCGGCGCUGUCGAACCGUCUCCUCGAAGGCCUGCUAUCACUCGAGCACACCACACUUAACGGUGACAGGGAGCGACAUUACCCCGGGUGUGUUAACGUUUCUUUCGCCUACGUUGAGGGUGAAUCGCUCCUCAUGGCACUGAAAGACAUCGCCCUCUCUUCGGGUAGCGCCUGUACUUCGGCGUCGCUUGAGCCUAGCUACGUGCUCCGAGCGCUUGGCAGUAGCGAUGAGAGUGCGCAUAGCAGUAUCCGCUUCGGUAUCGGACGCUUCACUACAGACUCUGAGAUUGACUACGUGUUGAAGGCGGUCCAGGAGCGAGUCACAUUCCUCCGCGAGCUGAGUGUUGAGGGGUUCAUGUUGGGAGAGGCAUGGACCGUGCUCUAUGGCCAUCAUCUAACCAGUAUGCCAUCAUCGAUCAGUUACAACAUGGCCAGCGACAAAGUACUCAACUGGCUGUACAGCGUACUCAUUAAUGAAUACUCAGACGUAAAUCGUACAUAUCACGACGCGGCCGAGGCACUGUCCAACUACCCGUCGCUUGCGCCCAAGACAGAGCCAUACACAUACGAGAAUGGGUCUUCAGCGCUCCUACUGCUUCUCAGCGGCACGCUGCCCGUCACGUUUCGCGGCGCAACAUACGGCUUUCCGGUAGCGAUAUGGGUGCCUCACUCAUACCCUCGAGAACCACCCAUCGUAUACGUCACGCCCGCGCAGGACAUGGUCUUGCGACCUGGACAACAUGUGAGCACCGACGGUAGAAUCUACCACCCGUACCUGGCACAAUGGGCAAAAUACUGGGAUAAGUCUACGCUCUUCGACUUCCUGGCCGUGCUAAGAGGCGUCUUCGCGAAAGAGCCGCCCGUGCGAUCGAGGCAACAGCAGCCUCAGUACAAUGCGCCUGCGCAACAAGCACCGCCUCCAGUACCCCCUCCGCCAGCUGAAUGGCGUCGCUCAGUACAAGGCAUGCCAGGCGCAUCCUCGUCCCCUGUUCCACCGAAUCAAGCUCCAGCGCCUCCUCCAAAGCCACCGAAACCUCAUGAACAGGGCCGCUCCACACCUCAGACGCCACAGGGUCGGUACUCGCAACCCCCUCCUCUACCACCCCACCCUCCGCAACAUCCACAGUCGCAGCAGCCAUACCAGCAGAACCAGAACAGCAGAUAUGAUGCGCCGCAACAAUGGCAACAGCAGCCUUCGAGCCAGCAAUAUGCGCCGAGUCGACAGGGUGGUUACAAUCAAGGCUCAGGGCCUCAGCAUCCUCAAACCCAUGCGCAUGGCUUCCCUCCGCAAUCAGUACAAAGUAGCAGUCCUAUGAGCCCCAUGGCACCUAAUGGCCAGCCAACAGCUGCCCAGUUCUCGAGAUCAGGGCCUCCACAACCUCCCAAUUUCCAGCAAGCGCAACAGUACCAAGCACCCCCGCAAUCUCAACAGCAGUACAGACAAUCCCAACCGCCACAACAAUAUCAGCCGCCGCCGCAGGGUUACCCGCCACAACAGCAUCAUCAGUUUCAGCAGUAUCAACAACAACCUCAGCAGGCGCCACCAGCCCCUAAGCCCCCAAUCGACCUUCUCGAUGACUCGCUCGAAGUUACCUUGCCAUCACAGUCUGGCAACCAGAUUCCCUUACCGGUACCACCUGUUCCUCCAAACCCUGAAAAAGAUGCGCUUCUCCGGGCUUUGAGUCAAACACUGGUUUCGCAGAUUCGACAGACAGUCUCUUCCAACAUGGCUGCGGUAGCGCCACUUCGCGCGCAACAAGCUGCUCUCCAGGCUGCCUACUCUCGACUACAAUCAGAACUUGGCGAGCUCCAGCAGCUUGACGCGGCGCUUGCGAACAACGAACAAGUGCUGAAAGGCGCCAUGGUAGAAGCGGACCGAGUCAUGGAGGAUGCACGAAGAAGAAAGGCACCAGAUGUUGACGACGUGCUAGUAGCGCCUACGAUAGUCGGAGGGCAACUUUACAUGCUUGCCGCAGAAGAAAAGGGUAUUGCAGAUGCCCUAUUCGUUCUAGGUCGCGCUUUGGACAAGGGGCGCGUUAGUACUGAUGUAUUUGUCAAGCAAACCAGAAGUCUCGCUCGUGAGCAAUUCUUGAAAAAAGCGCUGGUCAAGAAGAUUGCAAAAGGCAUGGCUUUGGAUGAGUAUCAGAUGCAUUGA
This is a messenger RNA of Alternaria burnsii, 3270 nucleotides long. RefSeq names its product cysteine desulfurase. Lineage: Eukaryota; Fungi; Ascomycota; Dothideomycetes; Pleosporales; Pleosporaceae. Gene Ontology annotation, molecular function: cysteine desulfurase activity; pyridoxal phosphate binding. The transcript has 8 exons. The record is from RefSeq and is a predicted model, not a curated record. Gene Ontology annotation, biological process: protein modification process; [2Fe-2S] cluster assembly; protein transport. The coding region runs from base 1 to 3270 and encodes 1089 amino acids. Gene Ontology annotation, cellular component: cytosol; nucleus; mitochondrion.